AUGAAGAUGCUCUUCUUCUUCGUCCUGCUGGCCCUGUGCCUGCCUGUGCAGGGAUCGUGGCAGACCUGCGAGCAGAGCUCGGAGCCAGGCGCUGCUGGCUGCCCCAAGGCCGCCCACACUCACCCCAGCAGCCGAGCAUUCAGCAGGGUUUCUGGUUCCCACAGGACCUGUGGACUCCGGCCCUUGGAUUACUAUGGCUAUGGCUCAGCGCGUGUUGUUGGGGGCAGAGAUGCCCAGCCAGGAGCCUGGCCAUGGAUUGUGAGCGUGCAGAAGGUCCGCGAGACGCACAUCUCACACGUGUGUGGAGGGUCCAUCAUCCACCCCCAGUGGGUGCUGACGGCAGCCCACUGCUUCGUUGACGCCCAGAAUGUCCCAGCGUGGUGCGUGGUGGCCGGUACCACCUCCUUAACUGAUAUGGGCCCAGAGGCACAAGUGCGCUACGUCAGACAGAUCAUCAUUCAUGAAGACUACUAUAACACCACUCAGGCGAAUGACAUUGCCUUGAUGGAACUGUACGAGCCUUUCCGGUGCGGCCCCUACGUGCAGCUCGCCUGCGUGCCUGACUUCUCACUGCAACUCUGGCAGCUGAGAAACUGUUAUGUUAGCGGCUGGGGGGUCACCACGGCCAGAUCUGGAGGACUACCCCCAGCGCUGCAGGAGGCCAAGGUUCCCCUCAUUGACAUUCAAGUGUGCAACAGCAGCGGGUGGUACCGUGGGGACAUCCACCCCCACAACCUGUGUGCGGGCUAUCCGCAAGGCGGCAUCGACACCUGCCAGGGGGACAGUGGGGGUCCUCUGGUCUGCCAAGAUUCCUAUGCUGACCACUUCUGGCUGGUGGGAGUGACCAGCUUUGGAGCAGGCUGUGCCAGAGCCCAUCGUCCUGGGGUCUACACUUCCACACGGCACUUCCGUGACUGGAUCCUCACCCAGAUGAUGCGGCGCUCAGUUAAAGCAGCCACUGCAACGCAACGCUUCUGGAGCCACUUUCUCACCACCUCGAACCCUGUUGAGAUGCCCCAAACAACGGAGCCAAGUUAUUCCAGCUCCUGCCUGUAUCCACUCAACAAGCUGGUGGACUUCUUCACUCAGGUGCAGGAACUCCUGCAGGUCCUGAAAGGCGGAAGCACCUGAGAACAGGUGGAAGAGGAUGCAGGGCAGGCUGCAUGGGGCCACAACCAUGUCCUUCUGGGGUAAUGCCUGCUGCUCCAAAGGCAGCCUCAGGGGCCCAGACCUGCUUGAUCCUGCCCUCAUGCCUCAAAUUGCCCAUCCAUGCCUACGGCAGAUGGUUCUGUUUGCUUAGGAUUCUGUUGCUGGUCUAUUCUCUGUCUGAGAAUAAAGAGUUUUCGCAGCAAACUCUGCUUCAGCCUCCUUCUGUCUCCUGGGCCAGGCAAGGACUCCAGGCCUGGUCCCUGCACAAGGAAAGGAGGGCACAAAGGUAAAGACUCACUCCAAAGGGUGAACCCAUGCCUGGUGUGAGAGGAGGGAGAGAGUGCAGUGGAAGGGAAGAGCGGUCCCAGGGGCUGGAGGUCUU
This is a messenger RNA of Cuculus canorus (common cuckoo), 1531 nucleotides long. Its product is annotated as acrosin-like. The record is from RefSeq and is a predicted model, not a curated record. Gene Ontology annotation, molecular function: serine-type endopeptidase activity. The coding region runs from base 1 to 1131 and encodes 376 amino acids. NCBI's taxonomy places the organism in Eukaryota, Metazoa, Chordata, Aves, Cuculiformes, Cuculidae. Gene Ontology annotation, biological process: acrosome reaction; proteolysis. The transcript has 6 exons.